UAAGUCUGCCUUCAGGAGGCAUAAGAAGGACGUCGCAUCGAAUUGCAGACCUGGCGCGGUUAGUGGAUUCCGCUGCUGCGAUUGCAACCGGGAAUUCGCCAGCGAAAGGCGCCUUUAUACGCAUCUUAGUGCGGCGCACCCUAACUUCAGGGAACCGCCUCCGGAUCGGAUCCGCGGAAUACACUAUUGUAAUGAAUGCGAUAGGAGCUUCGAGACGGCGGGAGGUUUGCGGACUCACAGUGCGCGCGCCCGGGUACAUAAACCCCUCCUAACGGAGAAGGUGGGUUGUGUUGGAGGGUGCAAGAAGAAGUUCACUGCGCCGUCCAGUUUGCUGGCCCAUCUCGAGUCCGGGUACUGCAAGUCCGGUAUCACGAGGGACAAGCUUGAUAGAGCUAUCAUCGCGCAGGACAAGACAAACAUCAUUACCGACCUGGACGCCGUUCUCGCCCGACAGACGGCGAACCUCUCCUUAGCGAACAGCGAAGUCUCGAGCAUUUGUGAUAGCUCAAGCUUUGAUACUCCAGAGGACUCGAGCGACGCCGGGAGCGACUGCGCACAAUCCGAAGCCUUCGAUGGCCUCCCAAGGCGCAUCCCUGCCGGUGGGGUAUUACUCACUCCGGACUCAUUCUCAAACGAAGCCUCGUCCUCCUCGGGCGGCAGCGGGCUCCACACCCCACGCGGCAGCAGCACCGGAACCGUAACACUAACUGCAGGCGUUAGCGAUGGUGGCGGAAUACCCAGAAAUACCCCACCCUUCUCAACAGCAAGCUUCUCCUCGGCGGGCGGCCCCUACACCCCAUCCAUCAGUUCCGUCGCAUCAAACCAACUCGCGGCGGAGCCGACCAUAGAACAAAUCCGCACUUGGCUCCUUCCAGACGGAACCUUCGAAUGCCCCAUCUGUCCUGGCCCUCCCAGUACCACCGCCACCACCAGGAAGCCAGUCUUCCAAACAUUCACCGAACUGCAAGCGCAUAUGCAAUCCCCAACCGCCCACCCCCAACUCCCAGAUCCCCACGACCCACCCAUCAGCGCCGCAUCCUCCGAAUCCGGAAUCGCCACGCCUUCGAGCAUCCCCACACAUCCGUACCUUCUCCCGGACGGGAAAUACGAAUGCCCCUUGUGCCCAAUGGGCACCAGAAAGCGGUUUAGGUCGCUCGCAACGUUGCAGAAGCACAUGCUCUCUCCCAUCGCUCACAUGCCGAAGAUCUACCAAUGUCCGGAUCCGGAGGUGUUUGGCAUCAUACUACAGCCCGGCAUGAAGCGCAAGCCGCAGAAGCACUUCACCACGUUCAGCGGUUUGCUCCAGCAUGUCGAGUACGGCGCGUGCACAGGCGGGAAAUCAAUGUUCAAGUCCAUGGUGGAAUUUAUCAACGAGAGGUUGGGAGGUCUAGGACUAGGAGAAAUGAGAAUACCCGCCGCGGAGCAGUAA
Messenger RNA from Tuber aestivum (summer truffle), 1429 nucleotides. Lineage: Eukaryota; Fungi; Ascomycota; Pezizomycetes; Pezizales; Tuberaceae. The record is from the annotation of a GenBank genome assembly.